AUGGCUCGGUCAUGUGCUACGCAUGCCAAAACACCGUCUACCGAAAUGAGCGUUGCUCUCAGUGCCUCCUUCAGAAGGGCGCAAACCGCGAGUUGGACAACGCAUGAGUUGGCGGAAAAGAGGAAAGAGAUCAUGAAGAGUUUAGGUGUUGUUGGUGUUGUACGCCUUCCAGGAUGGGGUCCCCUACGUUCCAAUAAAUGGCGGCUAAUCGAUGUCAGUGACCUUCGUGCUGUCAGUUUCUUUCCAGAUUGUCUGAUUGAGCAGUUGGGGGUGCUUGAGCAUCCUAUCAGUAUCACAACUCUCGUGCUUCCUUCGGGUGGGAGGCAGGGUGCUACAGCUGAAUUAUUUUAUUGUUUUGAUACAUCCGCUUCAGCAUCACUUGUGCGAAACAUGUAA
This is a messenger RNA of Opisthorchis viverrini, 396 nucleotides long. RefSeq lists its product as hypothetical. The coding region runs from base 1 to 396 and encodes 131 amino acids. NCBI's taxonomy places the organism in Eukaryota, Metazoa, Platyhelminthes, Trematoda, Opisthorchiida, Opisthorchiidae. The transcript has 3 exons. The record is from RefSeq and is a predicted model, not a curated record.